Messenger RNA from Danaus chrysippus (African queen), 366 nucleotides. Lineage: Eukaryota; Metazoa; Arthropoda; Insecta; Lepidoptera; Nymphalidae. The record is from the annotation of a GenBank genome assembly.
AUGAAGACCUUUGUUGUAUUGGCUUGCCUGGUAGCGUCAAUUUUGGCUGCCGAAAAAUAUAAUUCAAAAUAUGAUAACUUUGACGUCGAGACACUGGUGUCCAACGACAGAUUACUUAAAUCAUACAUCAACUGCUUCUUGGAAAAAGGAAAAUGUACAGCAGAAGGCUCUGAUUUUAAAAAGGCCUUACCUGAAGCUGUGGAAACUAUUUGCGGUAAAUGCACAGAUAAACAAAAGGUCAACAUAAGGAAAGUUAUUAAAGCCAUUCAACAAAAGCAUCCUACACAAUGGGAAGAACUCGUAAAGAAGAAUGAUCCAACCGGAAAACAUCGUGCAAACUUCGAAAAAUUCAUACAAGAGAGCUAA